AUGGCGGUGGUGGGUGACCGGUGGAACAAAUCCGAGUCGGAUGACGCUCGCCUCGCGAUCAAUUACUGGCACCAGACUCCACUCCGGAAUCAAAUUGUCAUCUAUUAUCCACACGUUUUCCAUCUUCUGGUCUCGGCGGUGCCCGAUUAUGCCGCCAUUACUGCUGAUUGGCAAACAGAUCUGAGAGUAUGUUUCGUUGACUUUAUUCAGAUGUUUCCACUUUUAAACGCAGUCAUUGUUUCCGCGAAGUGUUUCCAGUCUCGAAUCUCUAUCUCUCCGUCUCUGAGCGUGGUGCGGGGGGACAAUCGAGGUGCUCCAACAGUGGCACGAUUUCAGGGAUACAACGACAGUCACAAGACUGAGAACCAGUCGACUGAGCACUGCGAGGCGACAUGCCGCGACAGCGACUCCCCGACCUCCACCUCCUCCCAGAGGUCGACCCCUCCCGCCAAACCCCAGCCGCAGGCGACCAACGGCGUCUGCCACAACAAGGUGUCCACCGUGAUGCUGGCUGGGAUCCCCAUCGUCUGCCUCUUCAUCGACGGCAAGGAGCGGCUGUGUCUGGCCCAGAUCUCAAACACCCUCCUCAAGUCCUACAGCUACAACGAGAUCCACAACCGCAGGGUGGCGCUCGGCAUCACGUGCGUGCAGUGCACGCCGGUCCAGCUGGAGAUCCUGCGCAGAGCGGGCGCUAUGCCGGUGUCUUCGCGCAGGUGCGGUAUGAUCACGAAGCGCGAGGCCGAUCGGCUGGUGAAGUCGUUCCUCGAGGACAACAGCCCGCCGAAACUUCCCGAGGACUUCUCGUUCGAGGUGUUUCACGAGUGCGGGUGGGGAGGCAAGGGAUUCUUCGAGCCAUCCCGCUACAACAGCUCGCGAGCCAAGUGCAUCAAGUGCUUCUACUGCAACAUCUACUCCUCCCCCAACAAGUUCAUAUUUCACUUUCACCGCACCCCCGAAGCCAAGUACAACCAUCCGGACGCCGCUAAUUUCAACUCCUGGCGGCGACACCUCAGACUCCUGCCCGGUCAGGCGGAACGAGAGGACAUCAGCUUCGCGUGGGAGGACGUCAAGGCCAUGUUUAAUGGCGGCAGCCGGAAGCGGAUGUUGUCCAACGCAUGCGCUCCUUCGUCUCGGAUGCACUCUUCUGGCAACGAUCACAACAUAGUGAAGAAACCGAAAACCACGGGUGACAGUUCGUAUGUGUCGAAGCCCUUCUCGGCUCAGUACCCAUCGUACAGUAUGUUUUCAACUCCCGGAAAGCCGUACCCUUUCGGAACAAUACCUACAGCGCAUCCCUAUGGUUUCGGCUACCCCCAUUCUAAAGACACAAGUGGGGGAGAUAACUCUAAAGCGCUGGUCUCGCCGACUCCCUGGGUGACUCAAAACAAUCUGUCUUUCCCGUCAUAUGACCUGUUCUGGGCCAACACGCUGGCUCUCUCUCGAUCCGGCGGGAUGAGGAGUGGAUUCUAUUCGGGUAUGAACACGAAACCGCAGAACUUUUCAGAUCCUCUGCAGUCGAAGGCUUCUGUGGACCCGAGGUCGCACUCCGCCGGAAGCGGAAGCAAGAACAAAUCUCUGGAGCGCGUGUCGGCGUUUCGCCCGGUAGGUGUCAGUGCGCAUGUCGUGGCAGACGACGAAGGACAGGAAGAGCAGUUCGACUCGGACACCAACGAAGGCACGAACCCGGAUGACGAGAAUGAGGAAAUUGACGUCAUGGACGAGAUGGAGGAUGAGGGGGAGGAGGAAAGGGAGGGGGAGGAGAAACAAGGUCUGCCUGACGUAGAGAAAGAGACUCCAGUAGAUUUGCGCGCGGGGGAAGCCUGUGAUGACGUCACAGAGAAAGAGAGUGGAAAUGACGCGGAAGAUACAAAAGAAAACCAGUCGACGAAAGAUGACGCGGAAACUAGUGAAAAGAAAAACGAUCGCAGGGAGUCGUGCGAAGACAACAAUGAAGAUGGUAAUACUAUAACAGCUAAUACGUCCAGUGAAUUAUCAAUGGCGGAUUCCGGUUUAUCAGAUCAGUCUGACACGGAGACAGACGGCGGUGAUAUUGUUUCGUGGAAUCGAGAUCAACUGUUGCACCACUUGAAGAAGGAGACAGAGACUCGAAAGAAACUGGAGCGAGAGGUCAUCAGUAUGAAAGAACUGUACAAAGAGCAGUCGAGUCGCGAGAAAACGUACAAAGACGAGAUGACCCAUCAGUUGCAGGUGGUUAAAGAUACGUUAACAGCCGAAUUGGAGAAGGAACGGAAAGUGAGAUUCAAUCUGCAACACAAGCUGAAAGAAGCCCACGACGCCCUUCACAGUUUCUCGUGCAACAUGCUGGCGUCGAGACACUGCAACGAGUGCGCCUACAAAGAAACACCCAUGCCACGAUGAUGGCGUUCAGUUGGAAGACACAGUUCAAGAACUAAAGGAAACGUUUUAGAAAGUUGUGUGGAAAAAAAACCCACAACAUUCGAGCGGAUCAUUAACCGUCUUGUUUUUGUUUUAUAAACCAAAGAAAUAAACUCUUGCUAAAAGUGUGGAGUCGAAAUCCAAACGAGUCAAGCACGUUGUAGGAAGUGCUUAGAUGACGUUAUAUACGGUGUGAAUGACGUUAAAAUAGGACCUCGUUUUACGAAGCGAUCUUAGUGCUACGAUCGCCUUAAGUGCGUGUCAGUGGCACAUGUACAUUUACGUGUUAGUCGUAUCCUAUUCUUGUUGAACAAUAAUCUCCGAUUCAAAAUAAAAGCUCAGUUCAGGUUAACCAACAAAUUCAUAAAUGUUUGUUAUGUGUUUAAAAGAUUAAAGAAUAGAAAUAUGAAACAAAUGUAGCGUUCGAAAUAAAAUCAUUAGCAUUUGUUUUGAAUACGAAAUUCGAUUGAUUCUCGGGUCUAGACAAAAGAUAACUUCCUGGAACUUGCUGCUCAUGUGACGGCAGAUUUAAUGUCGACAUGUAUUAAUAUACAUACAAUUCCAGCAGGAAUAUUAAGGGUGUUUUGGACUCAGGAUCGUGAUAACGAUAUGUGAAUGAUAGUUGAGGGGCACAUACUUUUUAGUAGAAUACAUAAGCACUUUUUAAUAAAUGUAUAUAGACAUGUAUAUAGUAGGACCAAAAGGAAAAUGUUU
Messenger RNA from Gigantopelta aegis, 3111 nucleotides. Its product is annotated as SKI family transcriptional corepressor 1-like. Gene Ontology annotation, biological process: negative regulation of BMP signaling pathway; negative regulation of transcription by RNA polymerase II. Gene Ontology annotation, cellular component: transcription regulator complex; nucleus. The transcript has 10 exons. Bases 1 to 2379 code for a protein of 792 amino acids. The record is from RefSeq and is a predicted model, not a curated record. NCBI's taxonomy places the organism in Eukaryota, Metazoa, Mollusca, Gastropoda, Neomphalida, Peltospiridae. Gene Ontology annotation, molecular function: DNA-binding transcription factor activity, RNA polymerase II-specific; RNA polymerase II cis-regulatory region sequence-specific DNA binding; SMAD binding.